Orussus abietinus is the source of this 4685-nucleotide messenger RNA. RefSeq names its product tyrosine-protein phosphatase 10D (gene Ptp52F). The coding region runs from base 304 to 4431 and encodes 1375 amino acids. The record is from RefSeq and is a predicted model, not a curated record. NCBI's taxonomy places the organism in Eukaryota, Metazoa, Arthropoda, Insecta, Hymenoptera, Orussidae. Gene Ontology annotation, biological process: protein dephosphorylation. The transcript has 23 exons. Gene Ontology annotation, molecular function: protein binding; protein tyrosine phosphatase activity.
CGAGCUCCACGUUCUGGACUGGUUCUCCAAAUUUUCGGAUUUCUUCAUCCGACUGCGAAUUUUUCUACACCCCCUGUGUCAAACGAUCCUCGAGGAUAUCGUUAAGCGGCGAGCUUCUGUAGGAAUACCCGAUCGCGGGGAAGGUCGAAGGAAAUUAAAAGCUCCACCGAGGAGUAGGCGAGAUGUUCCACCGGGGCGUCGAGCACCCCGAGGAAGGUCCGCAUCCUGGAUCGGAGGUCAAGAGGAACCGAGAAACGUGACGGAAAUUUCCUCGACGGAAAAAUCCUUUGUAAAAGCGAGACGAUGAUCCCGAGGAAACGGCUACAACUGCUGCUCUACGUCCUGCACGUGGGGUACAUCUUCGGGGACCACAGAAGAGAUAAUGGUUCCCGGUUGCUGCCGAUGCUCGAAAUCACGGAGAACUCCUUGGGGAGCAACCCCGAAGAGGCCGACGAUGUGAGCCAGGACCCGGGAUUCGAGGUCUACGGUGUGGAGUCCACUCUCCUGGACGAUCUAAAUGCUUCCUCGAGGACGGCGACGACCUCGGGUGAUAUGAUGAGCGAAUCGACGACUCAGGACUCGAUGGACUCCACGGAGGCUUAUGGUCGAACCUCCAGUGAUCAGGGCAGUACCCAGGAAAUCGCUAUUCGGGUCGAGGACCUGAGGAUCACCACCGCCACGGAGAAUUCCCUGAGCGUCUCCUGGAACGCGUCCGAAGGGGAUCGUCCGAGCCUUUACUCCAUAAGCUGGUGCAAGAGAGAUGGACCUUGUGAGCGGCGCAAUGUGUCCGAGGAACUGAAUUACGAGAUUCAGGAUUUGGAGAGCUGCACGGAAUAUCUGAUCACGGUGGUCCCCUUGGACGAUCGAGCGGCCGAUGGGCAGACCAUCGCAGGGACCACGAAGGCCUCCGACGUGGGGGAUGUCACGGAUUUGGAGGCGACCACGGGCACGAGUUGGAUCUCGCUCUCCUGGAAACCGCCGAAGGAGAGCCCCAACUGCGUCCAUCGGUACUUCGUCAAGGUGUGCUCGGAAAAGGAGUGCAAGACGAAGGAUCUCGCUCCUCCCUCGACGGAAUACAAGGCGGUCGAUCUGGAACCUUGCACGAAAUACGUCUUCACGGUCACGACAUUCGGGAAGGCGAGCGAAUCCGCAGGAGCGGAGAAAUCCGCGACGACGGCUGGCAUAAAGCCUGGAAGUCCUCUAUCUCUGGCGGCAGAGUCCAAGAACUUCUCUCUUCUCGUUCACUGGAAGCCUCCUGAGUUCGGCGCCGCCUGCGUCCAGGAGUAUCGAGUCAACGUCUGGGACUCGAAGAACACCCUGACGAAGACGACCUCGAAGACCGACAUCGAGCUCACGGGUCUAAAGGCCUGCGCGAUGUAUACCAUCCAAGUGCUUCCAGUUUCCGAGACAGGGGACGGAAACACUCCUGCGGUGACCCAGGCCAAGACCGCGGCAUCCGCGACGAAUCCACCGGUGCUGUCCUCGGAGGAGGUGUCGGUGUCGAAGAACUCGAUAUCCAUGAGCUGGCAGAUCGUGAAUCAGAAGAAUUUGUGCCCCCUUAAGUCGGUAAUCACGAUCUGCAAUUUCACGACGACCGACAAGCACGGCUACGAGUUGGUCGACGGAGAGUCCGUGGACAAGAUCUCCAACGGCACCGACAGCUUCCUCAAGGUGACGGUGUACAAGCUCAGCCCCUUCACGAACUACACCUGCCACGGGAUCACCGUAAACUCCGCAGGAAAUUCGGACCCAAGCUCCGCGGUCACCGCGAGGACGUCGGAGGAUGUUCCCUCGCCUCCUGCGAAGCUGGAGAUCACCGACGUCACCGAGACCAAUUUUACUCUUAACUGGAAGAAGCCGGAAUACCUGGCGGGGUACCUGGGGAAUUUCGAGGUGAAUCUCAAGUGGGAACCGGCGUAUCUGGUUCCGGACUGGUGCGAACACGGUGCCUCGAGAACCGACAACAUUACGGACAUCGACGGCUCGUCCUUGAGUUACUCUUACGUCUUGGGAAUGCCGUACUCGAAUUAUUCUGCGGAGAUCAGGGCGAAAACCGGAGCUGGAUGGGGCGAGUUCAGCGACCCGACCGAUUUCCAGAUGAAGCCCACGGUGCCAGGAGCGGUGUCGAACCUCACCUACGCGACCUUCGCAUCCAAGAACGACUCCAACGUGUUGACUACGAUCUUGAGAUGGCGACUGCCGUGUGAUUUAAACGGGAACCUGGAACGCUUCCGCGUUUCCAUCCGGGGAACCAGGGAGGGAUUUGCGAACCACACGUUCCACAGGACGAAGGAGGUUCCCGAGGUUCAGCACAAGGACGACGUCUUCUCCAUGGACCUCGGCGAGUUGAGGGCCGAGUACGCGUACACCUUCGAGGUCGCCACGAAGGUUGUCGGGGUGGAUUCCCUGGGCCCUCCGGUGAACCAGACGACCCUCUAUCCAGCUGGAAUUCCAGACCAGCCGAGCGACGAGUACGUGAAGUCCAUCACCAUAGACCCCCACAAGGCUCAAAGGACCACCAGCACGGCCUCGAUCCUGCUCCCUCUCUUUCCAAACAUCAACGGAGAGAUCCGGUAUUACGCGAUUAUGGUCUCCAAAAAGGGGAAAAAUCCGCCCUUGAGGAGGAGAUUGAACGUCAGGGCUGGAGAGUGGCCGGAUGUCGUGGCGUGGCGCGAAUCCAUGAUGAGGAACUUCGAGGUCCCUUAUCAGGCCACGAUACCGCGAUGGAACCCAUACUCGAACAAUUACGUGACCGACUACGGGCACAUGAAGGCCGUCAAGUUCGUCCUGGGAGACGACCCUACGUGCACGGAGGUGUCCUUUAACACCCACACGAAGAUUUACUGCAACGGUCCCUUAAAAUCCGACACCUGGUACGAGGUGAGGAUUCGAGCGUUUACGAACGACGGCUUCGCGGAUUCCGUGGCGUUCCUCGUAAAGACCAACGCGGAGAUGAACGUGGCGUUCGUCAUCGGGGUCGUCUUCGGGAUCCUCAUCCUAGGGAUCGUGACGACGAUGCUGCUCCUCGUCAGGAAGGGCUCCAUUCAAGGGGUCCUGCGGAGGUUCCUGCACUCGGACAUGCCAGGGUCCCCCGUCCCGGCUCCGUUCACCAGGAGGAAAUUUAUCACCCACUGUCAGCAGCUCGCCGAGAAUCCUGGCAAGCUCAGCAACGAGUUCCAGCUCCUGCAGACUCUCAGCGUGGAUCUACAAAUGCCGACGAAUGCCGCCUGCUUGCAAGCCAACCGGAAGAAGAAUCGUUACUCCGACAUCCUCCCCUAUGAUUUCUCCAGGGUGAAGCUGGAGGUCAUCGACAACGACCCCAACACGGAUUAUAUUAAUGCUUCCUUCAUCAAGGGUUGUUCCGGAGAGGAGGAAUACAUCGCUUGUCAAGGACCCAAAGAGGAGACGACGUACGACUUUUGGAGAAUGAUCGACCAGUAUGACGUCAAGAUCAUCGUCAUGUUGACUCAGUUGAUCGAGAAGGGCAAGGAGAAAUGUUACCAGUACUUUCCCACGAUCAGAGAGACCUUCACGUACGAGAGCAUGUCCAUAAGGUGCACCAGUGAGCUGGACUUUAGGACGUACACCCAGAGAACUCUGACUCUGCAGAAGAAAGACAAGAAGAGGCACGUGACGCACCUCCACUUCAAGGACUGGCCCGAUCACGACGUGCCCGAAGACUUCGACGAGACGGUAAACUUCUGUCAAAUCAUGCGUCGACAGAUCAAUGCGAACAAAGGCUUCGUUGUCAUUCACUGCAGCGCAGGCAUCGGCAGGACGGGCACCCUUAUCGCCCUGGACAUCCUCUUGCAACAAAUCAGAGACGGCAGGAAACUGGAUGUAUUUGGGACAGUGUACCGAUUGCGACACCAUAGAAUUAAUAUGGUGCAGAGAGAGAGCCAGUACGCUUACAUAUACAAUUGUAUCAGACAAGUGUUGAAGAACCCUUACUUCCUAAAGACCUACAAACCACCACCCGUUGAGCCUGUUUACGAGAACGCUGUGAAAAAAAAGAGAGACUUGUCGAAUUCGAGCACAAAUCUAGUGAGCAGUCUCGAGACCUUACGAAAAAGUAGCUUAUCAGCUUCGAUGGAAUCGACCGAUUCGAUCUACGAUAAUUCGCCGCUGCCACCUAUUAAAUCACCCAAAGGACUGCGAUACUGCAAAUCGACCGGUGCCAUCGACACCAGAGCUCAACAAGCUCGCAUAAAUUCAUCAUCGAACAAAGGGUUUCCAGCGUAUGAAGCAAUGACAGAAUCUGUAAAUACCGGUAGUAAGAGUAGCAUGGAUAAAGAUGACUCCGAAGAGUCGAGGAGUUCAACGUAUGAAAAUUUAUCCACUUUGCCGAGGUCGAAGUCAGCCCAUGCGGUGUGCAAAAAUUCAUGCAGCCCUCCCACAGAAAAAUUACUGGAGAACGAUACAUCGAUUUAAGAGGGUGAGAUUUUAGCUAUAUACAUUCAUAAGAAAUAUACAUGACCCAAGUCUCGAUUUUAAGCAUUUUCUUACAUUUUAUAUGUAUAUAUGACUGAGCCUGUGGAAAGUUCUACUUAAGAAGCAGGUACUUUACAAAACCAUGAUAAAACGGAUGGUACAUGUAAUUAUAGAUAUUAAGUAAUUAAAUAAUUGUAUGAUCUUGUACAUAGUAAAGGACGGUAUGAUAGAACUUAUUAAAAGACAUUUGAGCA